UAACCGAUAGAAAGAUAAGGAACCGGACAAUUUUUUUGCUCUUAACACAUCCUCUGGCAGACGCACAGGGACCGUUAGAUCGUGAGCAUGGACAUUGAUAUUCUGGACAAUGUGAUCUUUCUGGGCACUGUCACUGUGCUCAGUGCUCUUCAGAAUGUAUUCUUUGCGUACAGAGUGCAGAAUGAAUCCCUCCAAAAGCGUUCGGGACAAACAGCUUUCGACCGGGUCAAUGUAGCAAAUCAUAACUGCAUUGAGGUUUAUCCCACAUUUCUUGUUUUGCUGUGGACUGCUGGACUUUUCUGUAGUCAAGCUCCUGCAGCCUUCGCUGGGUUGUUGUAUUUGGUUGUGAGGCACAAAUACUUUGUGGGUUAUUUGGGACAAAGCAGUCAAAGCCUUCCCGGUUUCUUUUUUGGAAAACGUUUAAUGGCAUUCUUGUUCAUCAUGUCGACUGCUGGAAUUGUCAACUAUGCAACAAACUACUUCUUUGGAAUCAACUUUCUGCAUUACAUUCAAACAGUCACGAAAGCGUCUGCUGCUUUGCUUCUUAUUCCCUAAUCAAGUGGCACCAAUUGUUACAGUUAACAUUUAACCUUUAAUAACUCCAAUCCAUUGCUAACAUGUUUGAGCAGAUCUAUUUGUGGUUUUUUGAUGAAGAAGUACCGAUUUUAAUGUCCAUAUUGUUUCCUUUAUGACAUAACAAUAAAUUUGAACUGGAACUUAA
Molecule: messenger RNA, 721 nt
Organism: Carcharodon carcharias (great white shark)
Lineage: Eukaryota; Metazoa; Chordata; Chondrichthyes; Lamniformes; Lamnidae
Gene: alox5ap
Product: arachidonate 5-lipoxygenase-activating protein
Exons: 5
Coding region: 88-555 (155 amino acids)
Biological process (GO): leukotriene biosynthetic process
Cellular component (GO): endoplasmic reticulum; membrane; nuclear envelope
Molecular function (GO): glutathione transferase activity; glutathione peroxidase activity; enzyme activator activity
Source: RefSeq, a predicted model, not a curated record